AUGAUAUAUCCUAUGGAUUAUCCCGUCACAAUUGACUACAAUAGACUGGCCUCCAAGAUCCUUUCGAUGAGUCAGCAGGUUCAAUGCGAUGACCUUGGCCUGGAUGUGCUGGCUGUGCACAGGCAGGAGGACGGCACAUUUGAGAAAUACAAUGUAUCCAUGUUGGGCUAUGGCUUCCAUGGAGACAUCAUUGUAUCCAGUGACAUGCUGCGAUGGAUGGGCCCCAGUCGUUACAACUGGGUCGGUAUCCUCGUUCUUCUGACGGUGGGAUACUGGUUCCGCAUGAGCUCUCCUCAAAUAUGGACUCUGAUUUUGGCCCGGCACGACGAUAAGUACCACCUAAAAAGAGAAUUUAGUCCGAAACAGGCGGCUUGCUCGGUCUAA
Molecule: messenger RNA, 384 nt
Organism: Protopolystoma xenopodis
Lineage: Eukaryota; Metazoa; Platyhelminthes; Monogenea; Polystomatidea; Polystomatidae
Source: the annotation of a GenBank genome assembly